This is a messenger RNA of Abrus precatorius (Indian licorice), 1766 nucleotides long. Its product is annotated as cytochrome P450 714A1-like. Bases 86 to 1675 code for a protein of 529 amino acids. The transcript has 5 exons. The record is from RefSeq and is a predicted model, not a curated record. Gene Ontology annotation, molecular function: oxidoreductase activity, acting on paired donors, with incorporation or reduction of molecular oxygen; monooxygenase activity; iron ion binding. NCBI's taxonomy places the organism in Eukaryota, Viridiplantae, Streptophyta, Magnoliopsida, Fabales, Fabaceae.
UAUGUAAUUCUUAAUUUAUGUGCCUAGCAAGGUAGCACUUUAAUUAUUAGAGUCAAAGAAAGAGGAGAAGAGAGAAAAGAGAGAGAUGGAGGAGGUGUUUCUGUUAAUGAAAGUGGCUUCUUCUCUUGCUCUUGUGGGCAUUUUGAGCUGGAUACUUUAUCUUUAUGGUGAUCUGUGGCAGAAAUCUCAAAGGGUCAGAAAGAGGCUCCAAAUGCAAGGUAUAAGAGGGCCUCCACCUUCUUUUCUACAUGGGAAUCUACCUGAUAUGCAGAGAAUUCAAUCACAGGCCAGCAUAGCCAAAGCUACUACCUCCAAUCAUUCUGAUCAGUUUCUAGCACAUGACUACACUGCAACCCUCUUCCCCUAUUUUGAACACUGGAGGAAACAAUACGGUCUGCUAUACACUUACUCUACAGGGAUGAAGCAACAUUUGUAUGUGAACCAACCCGAUCUAGUGAGAGAAAUAAAUCAGAGUAUAACUUUGGAUUUGGGUAAGCCUUCUUACAUAACAAACAAACUUGCACCUAUGCUUGGCAAUGGCAUUUUGAGAGCCAACGGGCUUAGUUGGGCACACCAGAGGAAACUUGUUGCAGCUGAGUUCUUCAUGGACAAAGUUAAGGGUAUGGUGGGCCUAAUGAUAGAGUCAGCGCAGCCAUUACUACUAAAAUGGGAGGGAUUUAUUGAGAGCGAAGGAGGAAGCACUGCAGAGGUUAAAGUUGAUGCAGAUUUGAGGGGCUUCUCCGCUGACGUUAUUUCAAGGGUUUGUUUCGGCCAUUCUUAUUCCAAAGGAAAGGAAGUUUUCUCAAAGCUUAGAAGCAUACAGAAGGCAAUGUCCAAACAAGGCUUUCUUUUUGGGAGCGGUUUCCGUGAGAAACUGAAAUUCACUUCAAAGAAGCAAAACGAGAUAACGAGUCUGGAGAAAGAGAUAGAGUCACUGAUCUGGGAGUUAGUGGAGGAACGGAAGAGAGAAUGUUCAGAGACAUCCUCAUCUGAGAAAGAUUUGAUGCAGUUACUGCUGGAAGCAGCAAUCACGGAUCAAAGUCUAGGGAAGGAGUUUUCGAAGCGAUUCAUUGUGGAUAACUGCAAAAACAUAUACUUUGCUGGGCAUGAAACCACUGCUGUUGCAGCCUCAUGGUGUUUGAUGCUUCUUGCUUUACACCCUCAAUGGCAAACUCGUAUAAGGAAUGAGGUUGCUCAACAUUGCCCCAAUGCCAUACCUGAUGCUGAUUCUCUUCCUAUGUUGAAGACGGUGACUAUGGUGAUUCAAGAAGUGCUACGUUUAUACCCACCAGCAGCAUUUGUGUCAAGGGAAGCAUAUGAAGAUAUCCAAAUUGGAAACAUCACUGUGCCUAAAGGCGUUUGUUUAUGGACUCUGAUCCCAACGUUGCACAGAGAUGCUGAAAUAUGGGGACCAGAAGCUAAUGAGUUUAAACCAGAAAGGUUCAGUGAGGGUGUCUCUAAGGCUUGCAAGUUUCCACAUGCGUAUGUGCCAUUUGGGUUGGGUACUCGCUUGUGUUUGGGGAAGAACUUUGCAAUGGUUCAAUUGAAGGUUGUGCUAUCCCUUAUCAUCUCCAAGUUCAGCUUCUCUCUGUCCCCUAGUUAUAGGCAUUCUCCAGCGUAUAGAAUGAUUGUAGAACCAGGACAUGGUGUAUAUAUUCGCAUUCAGAAGAUUUGACCCCAUCGGAGAUGAUGACACAAAUAAGUCAACUUUAACGUGCAAGCUUUUGGUUUUUCUUUUGCAUACGUGCGUGUGUAUGUUGGGUGUU